Messenger RNA from Talpa occidentalis (Iberian mole), 991 nucleotides. It is a transcript of the gene PPP1R1C, whose product is annotated as protein phosphatase 1 regulatory inhibitor subunit 1C. Gene Ontology annotation, biological process: intracellular signal transduction. The record is from RefSeq and is a predicted model, not a curated record. The transcript has 5 exons. Gene Ontology annotation, cellular component: cytoplasm. Gene Ontology annotation, molecular function: protein phosphatase inhibitor activity. Lineage: Eukaryota; Metazoa; Chordata; Mammalia; Eulipotyphla; Talpidae. The coding region runs from base 255 to 584 and encodes 109 amino acids.
AUUGUUCUUUUCUGUAUUGUGCUGAGAGGAUCAAGGGAUUGGUAGGAGAACCGGCAAGCCAGGCAUCACGGUGGAUGUUGAAGAAGGUUACUCGGAUCCCAGCAUCUUCACUUGCUUGCUCUGGAAUUACAGCUAUUUAUUACAAAGCACUUUCUGUGGCUGGGUGGAGUGCGGCUAAGGAAACACAUCCCAGACACCACUUGGGGUUAGUCUUUCUGAGCCUUUCACGUCUCUGACUAAUUCUCAUCAUUAUCAUGGAGCCCAACAGUCCCAAAAAGAUACAAUUUGCUGUGCCUUUAUUCCAGAGUCAGAUUGCACCCGAAGCAGCAGAGCAGAUCAGGAAAAGAAGACCGACUCCAGCAUCACUUGUGAUACUCAAUGAACAUAAUCCCCCAGAAAUAGAUGACAAGAGGGUGACUAGCACACAAGCAGAAUCACAGAAUGCAUCUCCUAAGCAAAGGAAGCAGAGUGUUUACACACCACCCGCCAUGAAAGGGGUGAAGCAUCUGAAAGGCCAGAAUGAAUCAGCAUUCCCUGAAGAAGAAGAAGGUGUAAAUGAAAGAGAGGAACAGUGGGACCAUUAGUUAUGGGUCCCCAGCAAGAAGGCUUCUUGGGAAUAAAUGAACUAUUAACUUUUCUGGAUAUGGAGCAUCACAGAGCACCGCUGCUUGAUUCCAGAAGUAUUCUACAUCUCUGCUCUCCACACACAUACAGUAGUAGUACACAUCUGGGAAGCCCUCACUGAUUGAACUUUAGAACUAAGUAAAGUUGUUCCAUAUUAAUUAAUUGAAGAAUAAGCAUUUAUUUUAUGGUAAUUUUUCUUUUUAAUGACAUAGAAAUUUGCAAACAUGUGAGUGUUCUAACUUUAAUAAUGCAGAGCUUAAUCCCCGUUGUCCUACUCAUAUGAUUAUCUUCUAAGGUCAAAUGUAAAUACUAUUAUCACUUUAAGAAUAAAAAAUAAAUGCAUUUAGUCAUGAUUGUGUGUCUGGGU